Messenger RNA from Cataglyphis hispanica, 2244 nucleotides. RefSeq lists its product as uncharacterized. The coding region runs from base 286 to 1500 and encodes 404 amino acids. The record is from RefSeq and is a predicted model, not a curated record. NCBI's taxonomy places the organism in Eukaryota, Metazoa, Arthropoda, Insecta, Hymenoptera, Formicidae. The transcript has 8 exons.
CAGUUAUAGAUGGUGCAUUUGAGAGGAGUGGAUUAAUGUUUAGGUUAUGUUGUGACAAGUGCGAGGUAUUUCGAUUUCUAACUGAUAAAGUACAUGGAAUUAAAUACAAUUGUUCUGAGAAAAUCUAAAGAGCAAUCGCUGGGGAGAAAAAAAGAUAGAGUUACCAUACAAUAACUCAUUCAUCGCGUAGUAUAUAAUAAAUCGUAGAGGUUAUGACGUCACAUCGAUCACAAUCGGCCCACGAUUUUGAUAAUUCAUGACACACGAUACACUUUCACGACGAGAAUGGAGGAGCCCAAUCCGAAGGAGACUAUCAAUUUACUCGACCUGCUGUCAGAAAGCGAUUCUGACAGCACCGACCUGAUCCUCGCACCCCAGAAAAAGAAGAAAGUCAAACGGCGGCACAGAUCACGGAUCUUGUCUAGGACUAGACAUAAUAAUAAUUCUUAUGGAUGCAAUAAGUCGGAUAUGCGAGUUGUAUCCCUGUGGUUGGCGGCAGUACUAAUCACAUUCUGGUUAAUCGCAUUAUCUUGGCUAGCAACUAUAUUGUACGGCGAGAUUAAGAAAAUGGAUAUAUCGAUCAAGUCAGUGAUAGCGGGUAGCGAAGGUGUACCAGAUGCUUUACAGAAAUGCCAUUCAUUAUCGAGAGAUCUUCAGAAUAACCAGACUAUUAUUUUCUCCAGACUAUCUGAUCUCAAGCAGCAAAUAAAUAAUUAUACGGUACAGCUGGCACAUAUUCAACAGGACUUACAUAAAGUACAAGAGUAUUUCCAAACCGCGCCCGAGAUGGCCACCUUGCCGAAACGCUUAAAUGAACUGUCAGCUAGCGUUGCGACAUUCGGAAGUCAAAUAAAUGAUCUGGGCGCCACGGUAAAAACUUUAAAAGAGACAAAUGUGAGGAUACAGGAUGCGCAAACCGCUAUACAACAAAAUGUCAGCAGUAUUAAGCAAUCUAUGUCAGAAUUAUCGAAUAUCACACAAAAGCCUCAAAUUUUGAACACCGAUGAAACGCAAGUAAAGAUCGAUAAAAUAAACUUUACAAUAUCGCAUUUAAUGAAUAAUUUAACGCAUGUUAACAAGACCUUGUCGAGCAAAUUGCAAUGGGUUGCCGAUGAUCAAGACGACGAUCGCAGAAAGUUAGUCUCGCUUCAAGAAGCAACGGCGGCCAUUAACACGACAGUGAUGUCUUUGCAAGGAGAAUGCGUCAAAAUGUCUGAACAAACUUCCGUUUUAGCGUCAAUUCAACAAUUAACGGAAAAGGUGAGCGAGAUACAUGCAACAGAUGUAGAACUAAUUGACAAAUUCAAGCGAUUGGAACAAUCAUACAAUGGAUUGAAAAAUUCCACUAGCAUAAUGUUUGCGACCGUAUCCGAAAUACAGAAUCAGCAACAAGUCAGCAAAAAGCUACCGGAGUCGUUAAACAACGAUAUAACAACAGAGGCGUAUCGCGAUGCGACAGAUGUAAACGAUAUUGCUCAGAAGAUUAUAAAUGAAACGUGACAGAAGCACGCGUCCAGUGCGUAUGUGGAGUAAAUAAAAUAUUUCUCGAAAAAACUUGCGAGAAAAAAUUUUCGUGGAGGGAAGUUAUUUUACACACAAUCUGAUGAAGUUGUGUAUGAACUUGUAAAUACUAAUAAAUUAAGUGCGUUAUAUAACUUCAUGUAUAUAGAAAGAAAGACUAUUUAUGAUAUCAUACACGUAUCUCUCCAGUAGAAUAAUAAUCUACUAGAGUUUGCAACUUGUGUGAUUGAUGGAGACUGCGAGCAUUGGCCAUGGCCUGAGAGAGGCUAUUUACGCCGAGCAAUAAUUACACAGCGUUUAAAAACAUUACUGUUAAUAAAACAUUCUGUAUUCGACCUAGAUUCUCAGAGAUUAACUAAAUGUCAAUUCUUAAACAGCAUUAAACACGAUAUAGCGAAAGAGGUAUUUCAGAAAUACCAUGAAAAGUACAAAGUCGACAGCCGUCUAAAACACAUUCUCGGUUGUAUAACGUCAAGCAAAAAAAAAAUAUUCAUAUUUAACGAUAAAACUACCAAGAGUUUUUCUACUCUUCUACAUUUUAUAGAGAGAGUAGUAUUAUAAAUUUUUUAGUAACUACUGUAAAUUUUUUCGAUUUUUCUGACACAAUAGAAUUCUCUAGAUUGCAAAGAAAUAUACAAGUGAUUCAGGAUGUUAAUACGUAUAUAGAUGCAACAAUAUUAAGUUGACAAACAGUGUAAUAAAAUGAUAAAGGUGUAAUAAUUA